This is a messenger RNA of Zea mays, 2786 nucleotides long. RefSeq lists its product as uncharacterized. Gene Ontology annotation, molecular function: mannan synthase activity. The transcript is spliced from 2 exons. The record is from RefSeq and is a predicted model, not a curated record. Gene Ontology annotation, cellular component: Golgi apparatus. Bases 825 to 2438 code for a protein of 537 amino acids. Lineage: Eukaryota; Viridiplantae; Streptophyta; Magnoliopsida; Poales; Poaceae.
GGAAGGAUAUCUCUGUAUUUACAUUUACAUUUAUUAUUUAUCAAGUCGCGUAGGGUACUGCAGCUGCAUUAACUCCUUGUGCUUGUGUUAGCUAGCUGUGCGAGCCACAAUGGGCUCCUCGAAAUGUCAAUGUGCCGUGGGCUGCGGCCACAGACAACUCAUCGAUGACACGCAUGCAUGGCUGCGUCGUACGUGUACGCGUGCACGUGUACACCAUCGGCCAUAUACGCACCGGACUAGCUGUACCGCACAUCCAGUGUUUCCAUCCAAGGCUGGAGUACGCAAUACACACAUAAACAUCCACACGUUCAUGACGCGUACGCCAGCCAAAAAAAGCACCAUCAUCGCAAAGCAAAGCACUGCACGUACUACUGAGCGGUGACAGCACAGAUCGAUGCAUGGAUCGAAGCGGCCAGCGUCGUCCCACUCCCAGUCCCAGCACACUACUAGCGCUAGUCGAUCGCUAGCUGGCCCGGCUGGCCGGAGAAGGCAGAUGAUGUAUAUACCAGCAUACUACACUGUACUGCACUGUACUGAUGUACAUGUCGAAAUUAAUUGAUCGUAUAUCGUCGUAGAAGAAUCCAGGAUGGAUUUGGGUAUAAAUACACACACACACAAAGAUCGACCCUCUUCGUCAGUCCAUAGUACACGUACGUACUUGCACCGUACUAUACGACCCCUGCGACCGGACCAGGCCGGCCGGAUCCAUGCCUGUUGCCGCUGCGGGCCUACACGCGCCGCCGCCGACGACGACCGUUCUUGUUGGUUAUUAAUCGGCGAGCGCAAGCAGGAGGAGCAGCUGCCUGUGUAGCUAAGGGCAGGCCAUGGGGAGGCUCGGCGGCGGGCUGGGUGCGGCGACGCCGCCGUCGUUCGUGCGCGCGGCCUGGCAGGCGGUGCGGUGGUCCGUGGUGGUUCCAGCGCUGCAGCUGGCCGUGUACAUCUGCGCCGCCAUGUCGCUGAUGCUCUUCCUCGAGCGCCUGUACAUGGCGGCCGUGGUCACGGGGCUCUGGCUGCGCCGGCGCCGGCGCCACCGCGUCGCCGGUGACGGGCAGCGCGUGCUGGACGACGACGACGACCUGGAGGCUGACGCCGGCCGCUGCUGCCCCAUGGUCCUCGUCCAGAUCCCCAUGUUCAACGAGGGACAGGUGUACCGGCUGUCCAUCGGAGCGGCGUGCGGGAUGUCAUGGCCAUCGGAGAGGCUGGUGAUUCAAGUGCUGGACGACUCCACGAACCCCGCCAUCAGGGAGCUGGUGGAGGUGGAGUGCGCGCGGUGGGCGCGCAAGGGCGUGCGCAUCUGCUACGAGAACCGCAGCAACCGCAACGGGUACAAGGCGGGCGCCAUGCGCGAGGGCCUCAAGAAGCACUACGCCAGGGACUGCGAGUUCGUGGCCAUCUUCGACGCCGACUUCCAGCCGGACUCCGACUUCCUCCGCCGCACCGUGCCGCUGCUGCAGCGGGACCCCGGGGUGGGGCUGGUGCAGGCGCGCUGGCGCUACGUCAACGCUGAUGAGUGCAUCCUCACGCGCAUCCAGGAGAUGUCCCUCAACUACCACUUCGCCGUGGAGCAGGAGGUGGGCUCCGCCUGCCACGCCUUCUUCGGCUUCAACGGCACGGCCGGGGUGUGGCGCGUCGCCGCGCUGGCGGACGCGGGCGGCUGGAAGGAGCGCACCACCGUGGAGGACAUGGACCUGGCCGUGCGCGCUAGCCUCCGCGGCUGGCGCUUCGUCUACGUGGGCGACCUGGUCGUGCGCAACGAGCUGCCCAGCACCUUCAAGGCGUACCGCUACCAGCAGCACCGGUGGUCGUGCGGCCCGGCCAACCUAUUCCGCAAGGUGCUCCCUGAGAUCCUCCGCAGCGACCGGGUGUCGCUGGGGAAGAAGUUCCACCUCCUCUAUGCCUUCUUCUUCGUCAGGAAGGUGGUGGCGCAUCUCGUCACCUUCCUCUUCUACUGCGUCGUCAUCCCGGCCUGCGUGCUGGUGCAGGGAGACGUGCGCCUGCCCAAGUAUGUGGCCAUGUACGUGCCGGCGCUCAUCACGCUGCUCAACGCCGCCUGCACGCCCAGGUCCUGCCACCUGCUCAUCUUCUGGAUCCUCUUCGAGAACGUCAUGUCCAUGCACCGCUCUAAGGCCGCCAUCAUCGGCCUGCUGGAGGCCAGCCGCGCCAACGAGUGGGUGGUCACCGACAAGCUCGGCAGUAGCAAGGCAGCUGCGGCUGUAGUCGCGAAGAAGAAGAAACAGCAGCUGGUCCGGAGCAGGUGCUGCAGCACGAGACGGGAGAUGCAUGUGCUGGAGCUCGCGAUGGGGGUGUGCUUGCUCUAUUGCGCUGUCUACGACAUUGUCUUCUUUGGCCGCGACCACUACUACAUGUACCUACUCCUGCAAUCGGCGGCGGCCUUUAUCGUCGGCUUCGGCUACGUUGGCACCACGACACCCUCCUGACUCUCAUGAGAGUCACCAACACAGCCAGACGACUGUCAGUGCCUGUGAUCCAAAUUAAAGUCAUAAUAUUUCAUUAAAUUAUUCGUAGCCUUAAUUGUAUCGAUCGCAUGGGCAAUAGUCAUGAUAAAUCAGGUUUUUUUAUAGUACUACAUUAAAGGGAAAAACAGAUUCAACAAAAACAAAACAAAAAAAGGCUUCCUAGAGCCAAGCUGGACCUCAGUACACUGUAGGCUUUACGUUAAUGUGUCAUGUAUACUUCCAGUCAAAUGAACAUGUACUUGCUAGCUAGCUAGCUAGCUAGCUGGCUCAUGUAUUCUGAAUGAAUAUGAUUUGUUCUUAUUACAGGCA